Messenger RNA from Xenia sp. Carnegie-2017, 555 nucleotides. RefSeq names its product cysteine-rich PDZ-binding protein-like. NCBI's taxonomy places the organism in Eukaryota, Metazoa, Cnidaria, Anthozoa, Malacalcyonacea, Xeniidae. Gene Ontology annotation, biological process: cytoplasmic microtubule organization. Gene Ontology annotation, cellular component: dendrite. The record is from RefSeq and is a predicted model, not a curated record. The transcript has 5 exons. The coding region runs from base 33 to 332 and encodes 99 amino acids. Gene Ontology annotation, molecular function: microtubule binding; PDZ domain binding.
UCAAAACUCAAAGUUUUGUGUUGUCGUCAAAAAUGGUUUGUGAAAAAUGUGAAAAAAAGCUUGGGAAAGUCAUAACUCCCGAUCCGUGGAAAUCCGGAGCUAGAAAUACCACAGAGGGAGGAGGACGAAAAGUUGGCGAAAACAAGCUUUUGACGCAAAAGAAAAAUAGGUUCACACCCUAUAGUCAGUUUGAGAAAUGUCGUAUCUGUAGGACAACUAUCCACCAACCACAUUCAAAAUAUUGCCAAGGAUGUGCAUAUAAGAAAGGAAUUUGUUCCAUGUGUGGGAAACAGAUAUUAAACACAAAAAAUUAUCGACAAACAUCAGUAUAAAAUUUCAAACAGUUUGAAAUUUGCUACAUUAAUAAUCUUACUAAAAACUGUUAUGUACAUAAACAUGAAGUGUAAACAAAUCAGGCAUUUUCUCACAGCCCCACAGGAUGGAAAAUAUCAAAAUUUCUUUUGAUUGAUAUACCUUUAUCGAAGUGAAAAUGCUUUAUGAGUUACAUCACACUAGAAAUUUGUAAAUACAAUGAUGUUUAUUUUUUUGUGAAAA